UACAAUGUGGAGGUAGGGAGCUGAUGAUCACUGUCACUUUCUCAGGUCCGACCGCGUGAUACCUUCAUCUUAAAUUCCUUCAUUUUCUUUUCUUCUCUGUUCUGCCUCUUCGUUUCUUCCGUAGGCCACUCAAAAUUCUCUAUAAUCUUCUAUAAACAACUCAAUUCUUAAUCUAAUAUUACAAACCUUUCGGAUAUUCUUUUUCUUUUUUCUCCCUACUUGAUUGAUGGGCUUUAACCUUGUUGUGAGGAUUCCUCUUCCAUGGCAAUGGCAAAAGCAAAGGGUCUCUGCUCCUUAACCUCUCUCUCUUCACUUCUCCUUCUCAACUUGAUCCUCCUCAGACUACCCAUUACAGCACUUGAUCUUCUCCUCAUCUUCCUCCAUACCCUCUUAUAGCUCAUACCUUCAAAAAAUUCAUCGUUUUUUUAGGGUUUUCCCCCUAAUUUUUUUUUUUGCUUUUUUCUUAAUUCCCCCUUCUGAAAAAUCUAAUCUUUGUUGUGAAUCCGGUUACCCUUUUGGAUUCUGAAUAUGGCAUCGGUGUUCUUGUACCAUGUUGUUGGGGAUCUCACUGUGGGGAAGCCAGAGAUAGUGGAGUUCCAUGAGAGUGAGACUGUGGAGACUGCAAUCAGAGCAAUUGGUGAAUCCCCUGAAGGGAGCAUACCAAUUUGGAAGAAGAGAUCUCAUGUUGGUAUUGAGAACAGUGAGAUGAGGCAGCAGAGGUUUGUUGGGAUCCUUAAUUCAUUUGAUAUAGUUGCUUUCUUGGCUAAGAAUCAGUGUCUUGAGGAUCAGGACAAGGCAUUGAAGACACCUGUUUCUGAUGUGGUUGUUCCUAAUAAUUCUUUGCUUAGAUUGGUUGAUCCUGCAACAAGGUUGAUAGAUGCACUGGACAUGAUGAAGCAAGGUGUGAAACGUCUUCUUGUUCCAAAGAGUGUGGUGUGGAAGGGCAUGAGUAAGCGAUUCUCGGUUAUCUACUAUGGCAAGUGGCUCAAGAAUUCUGAAACUCCUAGCAGCAGCAGCAACAACCUACCUGCAAACAUGAAUCGAAACUCUUCAUCUUCCAGUGCUGCUAUCCGUGACAAGUUCUGCUGUCUCUCUAGAGAAGAUGUACUCCGUUUUAUCAUUGGUUGCCUUGGUGCUCUUGCCCCUCUUCCUCUCACUUCCAUUGCUGCUCUUGGAGCAAUUAAUUCUAACUACAGCUAUAUCGAAUCCUCUUCUCCGGCCAUUGAAGCAACUCAAAAGCUUCCUCAAGACCCUACUGCAGUGGCAGUCAUUGAAAGCACGCCAGAUGGCCAGCGUAAAAUCAUUGGAGAAAUUUCAUCAUGCAGGUUAUGGAAAUGCGACUACCUAGCCGCAGCAUGGGCUCUAGCCAAUCUCUCAUCUGGGCAGUUUGUUAUGGGAGUUGAAGACAAUGUUACCACAAGGACCCUACCCGAUUUCUCCAUAAACUCAGCAGCUGGAGAAAAUAAUUUAGUUAAUGGUGGCAGUCCAAGAAAACCAAAAAAGUUCAGUAGUAGGAGUAUUGGGUUCUUCAGUAAUUCUGCAAGCCAUAGUUUUGGUUCCAGGAGCAUGUAUCGGGGUAGAAGCGCACCUCUGACAUGUAAAGUUACCAGUUCAUUGGCUGCAGUCAUGGCUCAGAUGCUAUCUCACAGGGCAACUCAUAUUUGGGUGACCGAGGAUGAGAACGAUGAAGUUUUAGUUGGCGUGGUUGGAUAUGCUGAUAUUAUGGCUGCUGUAACCAAACCACCAACGUCCUUCGUUUCUGCAAAUAGAUCGACAGAAGCGAUUGGAAACGAAAUUCAAAGUUGAAAUUUUUGUUUCAAUUUGUUGAUGUUUAUGAAUCUAUGUCAUAUUAUGUUAAAGGUGGAUUGUGUUGUUUGUACAAGUAUGUAUUGUUUGAUAAUAAACAUGAAUAAGCAGUAUUGGAAUGAAAAUGAAAGAAAUAGCUUUCUGUUCAA
This is a messenger RNA of Arachis duranensis, 1955 nucleotides long. RefSeq names its product CBS domain-containing protein CBSX6. Bases 529 to 1806 code for a protein of 425 amino acids. Lineage: Eukaryota; Viridiplantae; Streptophyta; Magnoliopsida; Fabales; Fabaceae. The record is from RefSeq and is a predicted model, not a curated record. The transcript is spliced from 2 exons.